UUAGGCUUGAGCUAGAGCGUGCACGUCCCAUAACUGUCCGGGGAGACACGUUGGACUCCUGUCGUUAGCAGUGAAUUUGUAUGUGCUGCGUAUACGCGUCUCUUCAUGCAGAGCAGGGACAGGCUUAUCGCCGACAGCGUUGAAUUCAACGGUUUGUUUGAGGAUGGGGGCAUGAGGCGCUGUUGAGGUGCUAGAGGAUUCAAACAGGUGUCUUUGUCUCUCGGAGGAGGAAAGCGGGCUAAAAAGAGAAGGAAGAGGAGGCGGUGACCGACAUCCCCCACGGGACAGGCCGACCGACCCACAGAGCUAACAGGUGUGUCUGAGGAGCUCACACGGCUUCGGUCUGCGCCCCCUGCCCGGCUGGUUCUCCAUAUCUCAGCCUCUCCCGUCUACCGUCCGGGUCCUGCUUCUGUCUCACAAUUCCUGGCAAAAUUUGGAUUAAAAAAAAAGAAGAAGAAGAAGAAAAAAAAAACCCGUUAAAAAAAAUUCCCAGCCAUUUUUUUCCUUCCCCCUUUUUUCCUCGUAGCCAUCCAGUGGUGCGUAACAGCUGCGAGGAGGACGUGGGAUCUAGAGCCCAGUUGGAUCCAAACUGUUCGUUUUCAUUUCUAGGCGUUAAUUUAGAUACUUUAUGAAAAGAGGCGCUUUUCUUUAUGGGUUUAACUGAUUGGCUCGGGGCCAACCAGAGCUUAAUAAAACCUUUUGAAUAUUUGGAUUCUUUUUGUUUAUUUUUUUUAACGAGAUUUGUGGGUUUGUAAAACAAAUUCGCUGUUUUGUGGUUUCACCAACGCACGAACCAAAUUCGGAGGAAAUUUAAUUGACCUUAAAGUGGAUAUUAUUACUCUCCCUUAUUUAAACCAAAGUGCAGCAUGACAACAAGAAAAAACCCCGGUGUGGGGGACACGGUGACCACCUCCACCUUCAACAGCCACCGGCAUCAGACCCAUCUCCGGAACCGGAGUCCCGUCAGCCCCGGCGGCGGCGGGGCUCCACCGGCAGAGGCAGCGGACGGAGUCGCGGAGGUGGUCGGUGAAUUUCAGGAAUGGUGCCUGCGAACGUACGGGGACUCCGGCAAAACAAAGACCGUAACCCGGCGCAAAUACAACAAAAUCCUCCAGACCCUCCUCCAGGGAGACGAGGAGAACAGCAGCCGCGUCCUGCCGCAGGAGAAAGGAGCCAACCACAUCAACGCCAAAUUUAAAUUCUGGGUCAAGUCCAAAGGCUUCCAGGUCGGGACGCUGCAGGACGGAAAGAACGGCUCAUCGGACGGACCGGUGCUGUAUGUCCCCAUCAAGGCGACGUGUGUGGAUGGAGUAUCGGGAGGUGACUUGAAACGUGUAGCGGUGGUGGAGGAUUUCUUCGACAUCAUCUAUGCCAUGCAUGUUGAGAUUGGCACAGAUCCAGGAAAAACACCAAAACACGCUGGCCAGAAGAAAACCUACAAAGCUAUAGCAGAGACGUAUGCCUUCCUGCCCAGAGAGGCGGUGACUCGUUUCCUGAUGAGCUGUGGAGAAUGUCAGAAGAGGAUGCACAUCACUACCACAGGACAGGAGUCCAAAGAAAACGACAGACCGAGUUCUCUGGUGUCAGACGUGAUCGACUACAACCUGCCUCUUACCACAACCUACAUGAAGCAGAUGAAGCUGCAGUUCAUGAUCAAUAAGGAUGACAGUUCACUGAGCAGCGAGGAGGCAGAGAUGAGCGAGCCCACGUGGCUAGCAGCUGAUCUGGGAGCAGUUUCAGACCUGAGCCCACCGAGCCGUGGAGAGAGGAUGCGCCACAGUCCCCAGAACACACAUGGCAAGGAGGAUGACGAUGAUUCAUCAUCAGAGAGUGGCAGUGGUAACGGCCUUCCUGCCCUGACCCCUCCCUCCUCGGCUGUAACGGACAGUGCCAUCGUCAGGGAAACGGAGGUUGUCAACGGCAAUGGUGGCUCGGCCCCGCUCGACUUCAGCAGGCCUACUUCUUCUUCUUCAUCAUCUGAGGACCAGCAGCCGGUAAACCUGAGUGACCCCGCACCUCAGCGCCUACCCCUGUCCACCUCGCACCUGCCCAUCACCGUCUCCGCGGCAGCUGCAGCGCUGCUUGGCGCUCUGCAUCCAAACGCGCCUGAGGAGCUCCGCCGGAAGUACCCGCUGGCCUCCAAACCUCCCCUGGCUCCACACCCGGCCCUGCCGCUACCACAGAUUCCUCACACACACAACCCACUUAUUCCAAACACACACUCCCAGUCACACACCACAGAACUUCGAUUGGACCGAGAUGGCAGGGACUACGGGAACAAGUCUCCACAGUACAGCUCAGGUGGCAGCUACGAUGGCAUGAAGAUGGACCUGAGUGCAGAGGACCUAACCAUGGGGCGUCACGGGAACCAGGUUGCUGCCGACGACGAUGAUGACGAUCACGACGACCACGAUGACAACGACAAGAUCAACGAUACAGAGGGUGUUGAUCCAGAAAGAUUAAAGGCCUUCAAUAUGUUUGUGCGAUUGUUUGUGGAUGAGAACUUGGAUCGGAUGGUACCGAUUUCCAAACAGCCCAAGGAGAAGAUCCAGGCCAUCAUUGAGUCCUGCAGCAGACAAUUCCCAGAAUUCCAGGAACGUGCCCGCAAGCGCAUCCGCACCUACCUCAAAUCCUGCCGACGCAUGAAGAAGAACGGCAUGGAGACCCGUCCAACUCCACCUCACCUCACCUCAGCCAUGGCUGAAAACAUCCUGGCCGCUGCGUGUGAGAGCGAAUCACGCAACGCUGCAAAGAGGAUGCGCCUUGAAGCCUACCACGAUGAGCAGGUCUCUCUGGACAAGUCGUCCAGUGGUGGAGGCGGUCUGAGGGAGCCGACGUCCCUCGUUCAUUCUGCCUACUCCCUGGCCACAUCAGCCUUCUCCUCCCAGGACACCCAGCUCUACAUCAAUGGUGCCGGCCUCAGCUACGGUUACCGUGGAUACCCGGGGCUGGGUGCUGCCAUUCAACACCCCGUUUCCCUGACGACCGGAGGUACUACUCAGAGCAAUGGCCCUACAGACCUCAGCAUGAAAUCUCUCUCCUCCAACAAUAUCAGUAACUCCUCCUCUUGCACCACCAACAACCUGGGGGGACGGGGCAGUGGAAACGGUGGAGGAGGCGGGGCUUCGACCCAGCUCAGCCAACCGGAGAUCACGGCCGUGCGUCAGCUGAUCGCUGGCUACCGGGAGUCAGCUGCCUUCCUGCUUCGCUCCGCUGAUGAGCUGGAAAACCUCAUUCUGCAGCAGAACUGAUUAGAAAUGUGUAGGAGAAAACACACUCUCUCUCUCACACACACACACAGGCUUACCAUCAUGUUUGUGUGGUUUCUGCCUCCCCCCAUCUCGGCUUAUCAAGGCUCAACACCAGAUCUCCUUUUUGUUUUUUUCUCUUCCCUCCUUCAGUCAGGGUUUGUUUCUCCACUCGAACUGUGGCCACUUGGACUUUCUUUGGAGAAUAAAGUUGUAAACUGUGACAGACGGGGGAGGCGAUGAAUCCCCCCCACCCUGCCAUGUUCAGAACAAUACCACAAAACCUCAAUCCACCGAUUCUGCCUGAGGAAAAAACUUUAUCUUUUGUUUUAAAUGGAGCAGAGCAUCGGACUCUGGAAGAAGUUCAUCUUCUCCUCUCUGGAAUCACCUCAAAAUCAGCGCUGAGGAUGGAGGACGAAGGAGAAGCAGAAGCAGAGGGAAGAUUGUUGAUUCUGCUGCUGUCGCUUCAGAGAAGACUUUGCCCACUUCUUGGUUAAAAAGUGAGGUUUUUUUUUGUUGUUGUUUUUCUUGUAAAGCUCGGGGAAUUUGGAUCGACGGAUGCCCCCAGCCGGCGUUGUCUUAUGAUCAUUACAAAUUAAAAUAAUAAUAUAUGGUGACUCCUUGACGCUGUUCAAGAAAUGACGCUUUUGAUUUAAUUUUUUUUUUUUCUUGUUUGUUUUUUAUUUUGCGAAUCCAAUGAGCAGUUUUUUAUGUUUAAGACUUUUUUUUUCCUUGUUUUUUUCUGACUGAAAGAAAAGUGGCUUGAUGUGUCUUUAAAGAUAGCACUAACUACGAAUUCUGAAGGAAAUGAAUAUAAUUGGAAAAAAAUUUUGUGCUCGCUUGUAUAUAAGCUCUCUGUGUCCUAUAGCACUUUCCUUUAAACCCCCUCACCCCCCUCACCCCUUUCACCCAGGGAGCAACUCGCUACUUAUGCAGACAAGACGCCAUCUUUACCAGGAAUUACCUCAAAUAAGACCUGCCAAUUUAAUUUUCCUUUCCGUUGUCUCACCUGCGCUCUACAUUCCCACCAGAAAAAGGUCUUCUAGGCGUCUGGACUUGGGAAAGGUGAUGUGAAGUGGGUGGGGCGGAUCCAACAACGUCAGAAACAAUGAUGCAUUUGGAGGACUGAGCUUGAAACUCUUUCUCUGGUUUGUGUGGGGUUGUUUGUGUGCUGCUGUAUAUAAACCAGUUCAUGUUGAAAACUUGAAGAAUCAGAGCUGAAGGUGGCAGGAGUGCAUUUCACUUGGAGAUUGCUUUCUCCUUAAAGUGGGGGUGAGCAUGUAUGUGUACAUGAAAUUGUUUUUCCAACAGAAUGGCGACAAAAAUCUGUCUGCACUGACCAACUUAUGGGGACUUCCUGUGGACGUGGGGACGGUAAUUUUGUCCAUUGAUCUUUUAUUACAAAAAAAGGUUAAGACUUGUUUGUGUGUGUUUGUGUGUGUGUGUGUGUGUGUGUG
Messenger RNA from Melanotaenia boesemani (Boeseman's rainbowfish), 4705 nucleotides. Its product is annotated as nucleolar protein 4-like. The transcript has 12 exons. Bases 867 to 3251 code for a protein of 794 amino acids. The record is from RefSeq and is a predicted model, not a curated record. Lineage: Eukaryota; Metazoa; Chordata; Actinopteri; Atheriniformes; Melanotaeniidae.